ACGCGCGGGCGCCAUGUUGGCAGGGCCGCUCCGGGUUGGAAGUGUCGGCGGCGGGUUUUGUCCCGCGAGGAAAGUCUCCUUGUAGGUCUCCAGUCCUUCGUGUGUCCCUCUGGAAUUUUACAAAGUUCAGAAAACAUGUCUCGAAGAUAUGAUUCCCGGACCACUAUAUUCUCUCCGGAAGGUCGCUUGUACCAAGUGGAGUAUGCCAUGGAGGCUAUUGGGCACGCAGGCACCUGCCUGGGAAUUUUAGCCAACGAUGGGGUUUUGCUUGCCGCAGAGAGACGCAACAUCCACAAGCUUCUGGAUGAAGUCUUUUUCUCUGAGAAAAUUUACAAGCUGAAUGAGGACAUGGCUUGCAGUGUGGCAGGCAUAACUUCUGACGCUAAUGUUCUGACCAACGAACUGAGGCUCAUUGCGCAGAGGUACUUGUUACAGUAUCAGGAGCCCAUUCCUUGUGAGCAGUUGGUCACAGCACUGUGUGAUAUCAAGCAAGCUUACACACAGUUUGGAGGAAAGCGUCCCUUCGGCGUGUCCUUGCUCUACAUCGGCUGGGACAAGCACUACGGCUUUCAGCUCUACCAGAGUGACCCCAGCGGCAAUUACGGAGGGUGGAAAGCCACGUGCAUCGGCAAUAAUAGUGCCGCAGCUGUGUCAAUGUUAAAACAAGACUACAAAGAAGGAGAAAUGACUUUGAAGUCAGCACUUGCUUUAGCUAUCAAAGUCCUAAAUAAGACCAUGGAUGUGAGUAAACUCUCUGCUGAAAAAGUGGAAAUCGCCGCCCUAACAAGAGAGAACGGGAAGACGGUCAUCAGAGUCCUCAAACAGAAAGAGGUGGAGCAGCUGAUCAAAAACCACGAAGAAGAAGAGGCUAAAGCGGAGCGUGAGAAGAAGGAAAAAGAACAGAAAGAGAAGGACAAAUAGAAGGAAGGACCAUGGGUUUUGUACCUCGCCUGGGGCCGUGUCAGCGUCCGGCCCUCCUUCCCCGCCUGCGAAAGCUCUGACUUGUGCCGGCGUGUGUGGCGGGGGACCGGGACGGCACCAGCCGGCGCUGGCCGCUCGAGGCUUGUAUUGACGCAUACUCUUCAUGGACACCCCGCCCUUGUUUUGGUGAAUAAAACUUGAAAAGGAUGGAAA
Messenger RNA from Suricata suricatta (meerkat), 1134 nucleotides. RefSeq names its product proteasome subunit alpha 4 (gene PSMA4). Bases 136 to 921 code for a protein of 261 amino acids. Gene Ontology annotation, cellular component: proteasome core complex, alpha-subunit complex; cytosol; proteasome core complex. The transcript is spliced from 9 exons. Gene Ontology annotation, biological process: ubiquitin-dependent protein catabolic process. Lineage: Eukaryota; Metazoa; Chordata; Mammalia; Carnivora; Herpestidae. The record is from RefSeq and is a predicted model, not a curated record.